ACUUGGUGUAUGUCUAUGCAGGAAUGGCCAGAAGGAUCACUUGAAGAAACAGUGCAAAACGCUGUCAAGUCAUGGGAGAUGGAAGUCUCCCACAAGGUUCGCUUGCAAGACUUCAAGUCCAUUAACCCUGAAAAAUUCAAGCUCAUCGUUAAUGGGAGAGAAGGAUUAACAGGAGAAGAGACUCUAAAGAUAGGGAGCUACAAUGCACUGUUGAAGAAUUCUCUACCAAAGGAGUUUCAAUACUACAAAGCAGAUGAAGAAACGUUUGAAUCAUCUCACGAAGGCUUCCGUUCAGCUUUUCCUCGUGGAUUUGCAUGGGAAGUCAUCAGUGUUUACUCAGGACCUCCUCUGAUUGCUUUCAAGUUCAGGCACUGGGGUAUCUUCCAGGGUCCUUUCAAAGGACACGCCCCAACGGGGGAGAAGGUUGAAUUCUUUGGCUUGGGAACUCUCAAGGUUGAUAAAUCUCUUAAGGUAGAAGAAGUUGAGAUUUACUAUGACCCUGGAGAGCUAUUUGCUGGCCUACUCAAAGGUCCACCAAUCUCAGAAUCACAAACAGGCGAUGAAGACACUGCUCAAUGUUCAGCAACAGCUCAUGGCUGCCCUUUCAAGAAGUGAAUAUAUACAUGCACUUGGAAUAGCUUCCCAUGUGCCUCAAUUUGUGCUCAAUGUAAUUGCUGACAGGCAACCCCUAGCUCAAUAAAGAUGAACCUUUAUCUAUUUUGAGUGCCAUCCUAUUUAUAUUUACUGUAAGAAAGCAAUGAAAUUAU
Molecule: messenger RNA, 767 nt
Organism: Theobroma umbraticum
Lineage: Eukaryota; Viridiplantae; Streptophyta; Magnoliopsida; Malvales; Malvaceae
Product: pathogenesis-related family protein
Source: RefSeq, a predicted model, not a curated record